Messenger RNA from Cylicocyclus nassatus, 507 nucleotides. The record is from the annotation of a GenBank genome assembly. NCBI's taxonomy places the organism in Eukaryota, Metazoa, Nematoda, Chromadorea, Rhabditida, Strongylidae.
AGUAUUUCCUCAACUUCGUUACAAAAACGUUUGUCGCUUGUUAUUGUAAAAAGUUAUAGUAAAAGUUGUACCGGAGCUUCAAUAAAAUUCAUUUUUCAGGCUAAAAUGCUGCAAGAGGAGCUUACUGAAACAACGGUGGAAGACAAACUUCGACGACUUUGUACGUUUUUCACGGCGAAGAGUUUUGAACAGAUCGACAUGACAUUCGACCUCACUGUCGAUAUCAAUGUCGAUCGAGGCUACUUCCUCGAAAUGAUGGCUGGAGCAAUAACAUUUCAUUUUGGAAUCCAGACCGAUGCCUCAACGCUAGAACAGUUCCAAACACUUGGAGAUAUUGCAAACUACAUCCAUAGCAACCAAUCGUGACGCAAAUAAUGGUCGUGUACGAAAAAAAUCCAAGUUCCUCUCAAAUACUCACAAUUCUUUUACCCAGAUUGUGUCACGGUAGAACGUCGACCACCUCUUUUUGUGAGGAAAGUUGUAUGAUAUGUCAUAAAGAUUUCGUCC